CUAGAGCCGGCGAGAAGACAGUGAACAUCGGUCCAUCUGUACCAAAUUUCUCUGUCCCCCGACCGCAACGAUUGUCCUUUAGUUCUAUAUUCGCAAGUCACGUGCUCUCGAGAGUCCAGACAAAUUCGAUCGAUCGUCAUGCCGGUGUUUACUGGAAAGAGAUACAAGCUGUUCAGCAGCGAGAAUUUCGACGAGUUCAUGAAGGCGCUCGGCGUAGGUACAGUGACGCGUAAAAUGGGCAGCAGCGUGAGCCCUGUUGUUGAAUUAACAGAGAACGAUGGACUCUAUACGUUGAAAACGACUAGCACGUUCAAGAACUCUGAAAUAAAAUUCAAGCUGGGCGAGGAGUUCGAUGAAGAAACGCCGGACGGAAGAAAAGUAAAGAGCGUCUGCACUUUAGAUGGAAAUAAACUCAUUCAAGUACAAAAGGGAGAGAAGCAGACUACCAUUGAAAGAGAAUUCACGCCGACAGAAAUGAAAGCGAUCAUGAAAGUUGACGACAUUGUGUGCACGAGAGUGUACAAGAUCCAAGACUAUUAACUAAGGAUACACUAUUCCUCAGCGAAUCAAAAGUUUGACAGUGUUGACAGUUCUUGCUAAUUCAAGCGCAAUACAUUGUUUUGGUAAAUGUAAAAAAAAAAUUUUUCUACACGCACAAUAAUACGUAUGAACGUA
This is a messenger RNA of Habropoda laboriosa, 675 nucleotides long. RefSeq names its product probable fatty acid-binding protein (gene fabp). Lineage: Eukaryota; Metazoa; Arthropoda; Insecta; Hymenoptera; Apidae. The record is from RefSeq and is a predicted model, not a curated record. Gene Ontology annotation, molecular function: fatty acid binding. The coding region runs from base 139 to 540 and encodes 133 amino acids. Gene Ontology annotation, biological process: fatty acid transport. The transcript has 3 exons. Gene Ontology annotation, cellular component: cytosol; nucleus.